Messenger RNA from Daucus carota subsp. sativus, 2970 nucleotides. RefSeq names its product BEL1-like homeodomain protein 1. The record is from RefSeq and is a predicted model, not a curated record. Gene Ontology annotation, biological process: regulation of transcription by RNA polymerase II. NCBI's taxonomy places the organism in Eukaryota, Viridiplantae, Streptophyta, Magnoliopsida, Apiales, Apiaceae. Bases 563 to 2644 code for a protein of 693 amino acids. Gene Ontology annotation, molecular function: DNA-binding transcription factor activity, RNA polymerase II-specific; RNA polymerase II cis-regulatory region sequence-specific DNA binding. The transcript has 7 exons.
AAUAAUAUAGAUAGGAUUGCACUGUUUUUCUUUUAAAAGAAAGUAAUAAGAGAACACAUCUAUCACACAUCUCUCUCCCUCUCUCUCUCUCCUUCUCUCUCUCUCUCUCCAUCACAAGUCGUACGUAUAUAUGCAGGACUAGCAGCUCCUCUUCUCUUCCUCUUCUUCCCUCCAUCAUCAACAUCAUCAUCCCAAUAGAAGUAACUCCUAGUGGAUGCGUGUAUCUGUGUUGCGCAAUCAGAUGAUAUUUGAACACAAGUGUCAAAUCAGCCGAGUGAUCGUUCAAUCUAAUUCCAGCAGAGAGAAGUGAUUGCUGAUGGAGCACGUGUACACCAAGAUCUCUAUCCCACCUGCAGCAGGAAUUAUCUUAUCAACUGAGUGGACACUAUCACAGAUCUACUCGUCCCAAAAACUUUUGACAUUAGUACCAGCUACCUGCCAAAUGCAAAUGAAGUAAUUUACACAUAUACUAAUCUACUCACCACCAUUCAUAUCUAUCUGCUAUUACAGCAUCAACAGUGAUAUUAUAGGAAAAGAUUAAUCGAAGAAGCUCAUAUCGAAGAUGGGCACAUACUUUCACGGGAACUCAGAGAUCCAAGGUGAUGGCUCGCAGACUCUUGUUCUUAUGAAUCCGGGCUACAACCACAACCUUGGAGGAUACUCUGACACUAAUCAUCAGCCGCCGCCUUUGUCCAACUUCUUUUUCCUCAACAACGCUCAUUCCAGUGCCACGACGAAUAUAGUGCAGGCGCCUAGUACUGAUCAGUCUACUCAACAUUUUGUCGGCAUCCCUCUGUCAGCCUCGCAAGAUGAUCAUCCGCAUCGUGUGUCCAUUGCCCAUUCCCAGCAACAUGAGAUCUCCAGCCUCCAUAGUUUCGCCCCCCCUAUGCAUCAUUACAGCUUGUACAAUCAGCUUGAUCUCACCGCAGCACGUGAAGCCACCCCCUCGAAUCAGCAGCAGCAGCAAGGCUUGUCCUUGAGCCUCUCUUCACAACACCCUGGUUACGGACCCUUUAGAACUGAAGAUAAUGAGCUUCCAUCUCCGGCUCCAGCACCCCCAUCCGCCAUUUCUCCAAAAAGUAACGACGUUCAGGUUGCACAGGCCUCCUCAUCGGUUGUAUCGUUGAACGGUGUGCAGAGUGUGCUAUUGAAUUCCAAGUACUUGAAGGUGGCUCAAGAGCUUCUGUAUGAAGUUGCUAACGUUGGAAAGGGAUUGCAGAAUAUUGAUCAGUUCGGUAAGUCCAGCAAUGGGAACACAAAGAGCGUAACGGGAGGAUCAGCCGGGGGAGAUGGAUUAAGGGGGGAAUUAGGACAAACAAGUUCCAAACGAAGUGUUGAGCUGACAACGGUGGAGAGACAGGAGGUUCAGAUGAAAAAAGCAAAGCUUGUCAACAUGCUUGAUGAGGUGGAGCACAGGUACAGGCAGUACCACACCCAAAUGCAGUUGGUGAUAUCUUGGUUCGAGCAAUCAACUGGAGUUGGCUCUGCAAAGCCAUACACAGCCUUGGCUCUUCAAACCAUCUCUAAGCAAUUCCGUUGUCUCAAAGAUGCAAUAAUGGGUCAAAUUCACGCUGCAAGCAAGAGUUUAGGAGAAGAAGAUAGUCAAGGAGGGAAAAUGGACGGUUCAAGACUUAAAUUUAUUGAUAAUCAGCUCAGGCAACAGAAAGCUCUUCAACAGUUGGGAAUGAUCCAGCACAAUGCUUGGAGACCUCAGAGAGGGUUGCCAGAACGUUCUGUUUCAGUUCUUCGCGCCUGGCUAUUUGAGCACUUCCUCCACCCUUAUCCUAAAGACUCGGACAAACAUAUGCUCGCAAAGCAAACAGGUCUUACUAGGAGUCAGGUGUCUAAUUGGUUCAUAAACGCGCGAGUGCGCCUCUGGAAGCCAAUGGUAGAAGAAAUGUACAUGGAGGAAAUCAAGGAGAAUCAAAAUAAUGGAUCUGAAGGGGAGACGAGAAAAAAUGAGCCUGGUGAAAAAAUGGCAUCAAAAGCUAGAGCUCCAAGUACUAAUUCCCCGGAGAACUAUGAUACUACCACAAGCCAGAAUACUCGGGCCUUGAUAUCUGCGUCUACAGCUUCGACCUCUCCCAAUGGAUUAAGCAUACGAAAUCAAUCAGGCUUUUCUCUCACGGGAUCCUCAGAAAUGGAGGAAAUGACACGAGGAAGUCCCAAGAAACAAAGGGGUACCGGGACAAUACACUCUUUAGGUAAUGUAUCAUUGAGGAACAUGGAGUUCAAGCCAGAAGCCAACAAUGAACAAAUGUCAAUGAAAUUUCACAAUGAUCAGAGGCAAAGCAGAGAUGGAUUUACAUUGAUGGGAAGUCCAACCAACUACAUUCAAGGAUUCGGUUCAUACUCUAUCGGAGAUAUUGGAAGGUUUGGUGCAGAGCCAUUCAGUGCACCCUAUUCAGCCAACGGUGUUUCCCUCACUCUUGGUCUCCCACAUGGUGAAAACCUCUCUAUGUCCGGAACUAACCAAGAUUUCCUCCCUGAGCAAAACAUCCAAAUAGGAAGAGGACUGGAAGAAGGUGAGUUCGGAGCUGUAGAUACUCCCACAUCUUCUCAUUCAGCAAACAUCUACGACAGCAUGGAUAUCCAAAGCCGCAAAAGGUUAGCAGCACAAUUACUGCCCGACUUUGUGGCCUAAACAGAGAAAGAAAUAUUGUUUGGUUUCACCGUGUUCUCCUGUUACCCUCAUUAGGAGAAAAUCGAAUGGGUAGCAUAAAAACAUGAAGAGUGUCUUUACAUAGGGAACGGCAAAGAACCCUAGACUAGCUAGUUCAGCGGAUACUUUGUGGUUCAGUAUUGUAUAUAUCUUGGUUUUGCAUAUAGUAAAUGAAGGUGUACAAGAAUUGUGUAGAUUAGUAAUUUUGGGGGCUGGUAUAGAAAUAUAUUCUGUAAUUAUAUGUUCUUUUUCUGUAUGGGCAAAAUAAAUUUUGGACUUCAAUAUAUUACAUAUUAAUACUUCUUGCA